Prorocentrum cordatum is the source of this 747-nucleotide messenger RNA. NCBI's taxonomy places the organism in Eukaryota, Dinophyceae, Prorocentrales, Prorocentraceae. The record is from the annotation of a GenBank genome assembly.
AUGCUGCAGCUGUCCGAGGGGGCGUCCUCCAUCGUCGACGGGCGCGACGCGGUGAUCUUCCUGGCGGGCGAGGCGGCGCAGCUGCUGCGGCGCCAGGCCGGCGCCGACGACGAGGCGGCAGCCCCUGGUCUGCGGCCCGCGCCGCACGCUCUGCGGCUGCGGCCCGGCUUCGGCUGGCGCGCGUGGUACGGCGUCAUGCUGCUGCCUCCGGAGGACGCCCCGGUGCGAGGGGAUGCCGAGGACGCGGCAGGCGCCUCGACCUUCGGCGAGAUGUGGAACGCUGCGAGGACGGCCGUGACCAGGCACGGGUCCACGGAGGUCCUUGCCCUCGGCUGCGGCGCGGGCAAGCUGCUGGCAGACCAGCUGGGGGGCUGCUCGGAGGGCCAGAUCGAGUGCUGGAUGACGUGCAUGGACGUCUCGACCCUGACAGACUGCAGGGGCGGGAUGUGGAGUCCCACGGGCGUUGGCGACGUGGCCGCGUUCGAGAGCCUGACGGCUACAGUGCGUGGACGCGGUGACCGGCGCGAAGUGGCCCGACCAGACGGGCAACAUGUGCAACACGUGCCAGCCGGAGUGCACGCUGUCCAGCUCGCAGCCGGCGCCGGCGCCGGCGCCGCCGGAGGAGAGCGGCGGGCUCUGCAGGACGACAUUCGCGGGGACUGGCGUGACCAUGUACAUGGAUGGCUUCAAGAUGACUUCACUGUCACCUGACGAGGCGUGCGUCAAUUUCCUCCUGCGCGACCCUCA